Molecule: messenger RNA, 2382 nt
Organism: Pochonia chlamydosporia 170
Lineage: Eukaryota; Fungi; Ascomycota; Sordariomycetes; Hypocreales; Clavicipitaceae
Product: ATP-dependent RNA helicase MAK5
Exons: 2
Coding region: 1-2382 (793 amino acids)
Cellular component (GO): nucleolus
Molecular function (GO): RNA helicase activity; ATP binding; nucleic acid binding
Source: RefSeq, a predicted model, not a curated record
AUGGUCCCUCCCUCAAAGAAGCGCAAGGUUCCGCCGACCACUGGACCCGAGCCGAAGCGAAGUAAAAACUUGGCAAAGGCGAACACACGGCUGCCGAAAGCGCAACCAAAGACAGGCGGAAAGGGCAAGAAUAGGAACGAAACAUCUGCUUCGACCGGAAGAGCUGUGGUAGAUUCUUCGUCUCUAGCCUGGCAAUCCGUAGGCGAAGACUUCGGCGGUCUCCAAGUCCUCUCUGGCGUGGACGUGGUCAAGAAUGGCGGAACAGUACAGUUUGUUGUAAAGAACGAUAGCAAGAGCAGCCAGCCCGCAGUUUCCGACGACGAAGAUGAGGGGGAGUCUUUUGAAGGGUUUGGCGACGACGUUGUGGCGAGCGAGCCUGUCGAUUCCGGCGAAGCUGGCGAUUCUCAGGAUAGCGUGGAGGGCGAGAAACCUCAAGAAGAGAUUUCAGCAGUCAAACAGGGCACGAACAAGAGCGCCAAAGCCCAAAAAUCGCAAAAGCAGAGCGAGAACGACACAAACAAGAAAGGCAAACAGCAGAAGAUUGCCGACAAGAAGCUACAAAAGCCCUCUGCACAUGGGGCCGGAAACGAGUUCCUGGCGCUGGCAGAAAUGGCGGACGGAGAAGCCGAAGACGACCUCGACAUGGGCGACUGGGUGGCGUUGAAUCUGUCGCCGAGCCUUGUGUCGGCGAUUGCCAAGCUGGGAUUUGCGAAACCGACUGCUAUUCAACAGAAGUCGAUUCCGGAGAUUAUUGCUGGUGGAGAUGUGAUUGGUAAGGCGCAGACAGGCUCAGGCAAAACACUAGCGUUUGGUCUUCCUAUUGUGGAAAAAUGGCUGGAGAUGCACGAGGGGCAGCAGGAUGACGAGGAUGAUGAGCAGAAGAAGAAGAGGACAGGUCCUAUGGCGGUUGUUCUCAGUCCGACUAGAGAAUUGGCCAAGCAGAUUGGCGACCACAUCAAAGCUGUGUGUGACGGGCUGCCUACGUCGCCGUACGUUUGUGUGGUUACUGGCGGGUUGAGUAUUCAGAAGCAGCAGCGGCAACUGGAAAAGGCCGACAUCGUUGUUGGUACUCCCGGUCGUUUGUGGGAGGUGCUCGAUGGGGAUGCCAAGCUCCAACGGCAGUUUACUCGAAUCGACUUUUUGGUUGUCGACGAGGCGGAUAGGCUGUUCAAAGUUGGACAAUUCAAAGAGGCGGAAAACAUUAUCGGCGCUUUAGAUGGGAAGAACCCUGAAGCGGAUGAUGAUGACGAUGAGGAUUCUGACUCGGAUGCUGGGAUGAGACGACGACAGACAUUGGUCUUCUCUGCCACUUUUGACAAGAAUCUCCAGACUAAACUUGCUGGAAAGGGUAGAAGUGCCAAGGCUGGAAGUGAUGAAGAAAAGAUGGAGUAUCUUAUGAAGUGUCUCAAGUUUAGGACGGAGCCAAAGUUCAUCGACGUCAACCCCGUGAGCCGGAUGGCAGAUAAUCUUCGCGAAGGUCUGAUCGAGUGCGGAGCCAUGGAAAAGGAUCUCUAUCUAUACUCUGUUCUUUUAUUGAACCCCGGUCGCAGGACAUUGGUUUUCACGAAUUCCAUUUCUGCCGUUCGCCGCAUCACGCCGCUCCUUCAACAUCUCAACCUAAACGCCUUACCGCUCCACUCACAAAUGAUUCAAAAAGCUCGUCUCCGGUCCCUGGAAAAGUUCACAGCAGCACGCAACACCGUUCUCGUUGCUACCGACGUCGCCGCGAGAGGUCUCGACAUCAAAGAAGUUGACCAAGUCAUUCACUACCAUGUACCCCGCGCCGCAGAUACAUACAUCCACCGCUCUGGACGUACGGCACGAGCCGAUCGCAGCGGCGUCAGCAUCAUUCUGUGUUCGCCAGAUGAAGUCCUCCCCACCAGAAGACUUGCUAGCAAAGUCCACGCCGAGCGAGCGUCUGGCAAGAAGCAGCACUUCAUUGAGAGCUUGCCCAUUGACAGGAAGAUUGCGUGUCGACUCAAACCACGCCUCGACCUGGCCAAGAAAAUCACUGAUGCAAUCUUGGCCAAGGAAAAGGCUCACAGCAAUGACACUUGGCUUCGGAACGCUGCUGAAGAUUUGGGCGUCGAGUAUGAUUCUGAAGAGUUUGAGGCCACAGCUUCAAGUGGUUGGGCUGGUGGUAGUCGUGGCGGUGGGCGGAGGAGGAAGGAGAAGGAGGCCAAGGCGUUGACAAAGGCUGAGAUGGGUGCGCUGAAGGCCCAGUUGAGACAGGAGUUGAGUCAGAGAGUCAACUUGGGUGUGAGCGAGCGGUAUAUUACGGGUGGUAGGGUGGAUAUUGCGCAGCUGUUGAAAGAAAGAGAGAAUACGGUGGGAGGCAUUUUCUUGGGUGGUGAUAAUUUGGGGUUGGGGUUGGGGUUGUGA